AUGCCUGCCGAUAUUUGGAAUCUUGGUGUUCUGUUGUCGGAUAUGGUGGAAGGCAAAGAGCUAUUUCGGCACAUUCAUGAUCAAAAAGGUCGCUACGAUGCCAAAUUACACGUCGCUGAGAUGAUCGCCUUAAUCGGUUCACCCCCUCCAGGGGUCAUACAAAGGUAUCAAUACAUGCGAGAGUGCUCGUGGCCGAAACCUGUCAGACAAGAAGACGGUAGAGUAAGCCAGACCGCGGAGGAGUACUUCUGCGGGCCAUUCUUUGACAACAAUGACUCACGGAACAUCGAAGACCACAUCCCCGACCGCAAAUUAGGCGACACAGCUUCCUUUCUUGAGGAAGAGGAGAGGGAAGCGUUUUUGGACUUCGCCAAGGCAAUGCUUGUCUGGCAUCCAGAUGCAAGAAAAACGGCAGGCGAAUUGAUCGUGCAUCCUUUUCUUCAAUCAAGGCAAACAAGCGCCUGA
This is a messenger RNA of Penicillium soppii, 465 nucleotides long. RefSeq lists its product as uncharacterized. Gene Ontology annotation, biological process: protein phosphorylation. The transcript is spliced from 3 exons. Gene Ontology annotation, molecular function: ATP binding; protein kinase activity. NCBI's taxonomy places the organism in Eukaryota, Fungi, Ascomycota, Eurotiomycetes, Eurotiales, Aspergillaceae. Bases 1 to 465 code for a protein of 154 amino acids. The record is from RefSeq and is a predicted model, not a curated record.